CUUGUGAUUCUGUCCCGGCGCAUCGAAGAUGGCUUUGAGUAUGGAUGGUCGUGGCUACAUCAACCAGCGUCCUAUUCAUUUACCAAGGCUAUUGUAAAGAAAUAAAGGAUUUUCUUGCGUCGAUAAGUGAAGUCGGAGAGGCGGCAGUAAGUAGUCGCGAGUAGUGUUCAUACGCUCGUCGUACUACGGACGGUUCGCUUCCCGGCGCGUGUUUUUUUUGUUUUUUGCUCCCCCCUGGUUGAUUCCGAUUGGUAGCUAACUGACACUUAACGACAAUUUUGUCAAUAUUAUCCACAGCUAAGCUAACCACUGCUGGUAAAAAAAUGGCCACCAUGGAUAAAUUAAUGAAGGCCUUUGAAUCUCUCAAGUCCUUCCAACAACAACAGGGACCGCCGACGGCCGAGGAGACGGCUCAAAAACAGAAGAAAGAGCUGGCCACCACCAAAAAGGACAGAGUGGCCCACUGCCUGACCAUAUGUGAGAACAUCAUAGCCCAGUCUCUGAGAACGUCUCCGGAGUUCCAGAAGCUUCUGGGCAUCGCCAUGGAGAUGUUCUUGCUGUGCAGCGACGACAGAGAGUCGGACGUCAGGAUGGUGGCAGACGAGUGCCUGAACAAAAUCAUCAAAGCGCUGAUGGACUCCAACCUGCCCAGACUUCAGCUGGAGCUCUACAAAGAAAUUAAAAAGAACGGUGCCUCUCGGAGCCUGAGGGCUGCUCUCUGGAGGUUCGCUGAGCUAGCACACCUCGUCAGACCACAGAAAUGCAGACCGUACCUGGUGAACCUCCUUCCCUGUCUGACCAGGAUCACGAAGAGACUGGAGGAGCCUGUCCAGGAGACCCUGUCGGCUGCCGUGCCGAAGAUCAUGACUGCUCUGGGACACUUCGCUAACGACGGAGAGGUCAAGGUGUUGUUGAAGUCGUUUGUGGCCAACCUGAAGUCCACUUCUCCUACGAUCCGUCGGACGGCCGCCAGCUCGGCGGCUAGUGUCUGUCAACACUCGAGACGGGCCUCCUACUUCUACACCUGGCUGCUCAACGUCCUGCUGGGUCUGUUGGUCCCUGUCGAUGAGGAGCAUCCUAACCACCUGGUCCUGGGGGUGUUGUUAACCCUUCGCUACCUGAUGCCUCAACUACAGCAACAGGACAGGACCACCAGCCUGAAAGGAAGCUUCGGAGUCAUGAGGAAGGAGGCCGACUUACAGCCCACGCCUGGACAACUACUGCAAGUCUAUGAGUUGACUCUCCACUACAGCCAGCAUGGCGACCACAACGUGGUGACGGCCUCUCUGGAACUGAUGCAGCAGAUGUUCCGGACUCCUCCCCCGGAGCUUCUGCACAUGCUCAUUACGCCCGGCAGCGUUCCGCACGCCAGCGUGUUCCGCCGGGACGUGGAGAGACGCGCCCACUCCGGCAGCAUCCUGGAGUUAAUUGCCGGGGGCGGGUCUUCCUGUAAUAGUCCACUCCUCCUCAGAAAACAGAAAGGCAAGAUGCUGUCGGGGGAGGAGGAGGGGUUGGAGGACGACCCUGAGAGGGCAGAGGUCACCACCGAGGCCUUUACAGCCUCUGUCGCGGGCGCCGACGCCACUGCCCAGGUCGUCGACAUCAUUACCCAGCAGCCCCGCUCCUCACAGCAUGCUCUGCAGCCCGGCGACUCUGUGGACCUCGGUGGCGCCUCCUCGGAACAAGGAACGACUGCCCUCGGGACCUGCGAGGGAGGGGCGGGGACUCCCGAGUCGCCCAAUGACAACGCAGCGGACGAGGACAUGCUCAGCCACAGCUCCAGUGGGGCUAACGUUACCCCGGAAACGGCCGACUACGCCACACCGGAGAACGCGGAGAUGCCCGACGGGCCCCUGCUGGACCCCCUGGGAGACCCCUCGCUGGCCCCGAGCGCCGACUCUUCGCAGACCACCACAGAGGGGCCGGACUCGGCUGUCACUCCUUCAGACGUUGCUGAACUCGUGUUGGACACCAGUGAGAGUCUGUAUUCAGGGAUGCAGAUUGGAACUUUACAGGAUGAGGAAGAAGAGGGAGCCGUACCUUCAUCACACCCUGAGCCCUUCUCCCAGUCCGCACUGGCUCUGAGUAGACCCCACCUCCUAGAGGGCAGAGGUCACAACAGACAGGCGUCAGACAGCAGUGUGGAUCAGUUCAUACCAAAGGAGGAAACAGUGGAGACCACAGAGCUGGAGGACAAGCCAUCGAGGAUAAGGGGUCCGAUUGGCCACUACACAGACCAAGGGGCGGAGCCUCUGGUUCACUGUGUGCGACUCCUCUCUGCCUCCUUCCUGCUGACUGGACAGAAGAAUGGGCUGGUCUCUGAUAAAGAGGUCCGUGUCAGUGUGAAGGUUCUAGCAGUCAGCUGUAUCGGAGCAGCAGCUGCCCUUCAUCCUGAAGUCUUCUUCAACUCUCUGUACCUGGAACCACUGGACGGAGUGACACAGCAGGAGCAACAGUAUAUCAGUGAUGUGUUGUGUCUGGUUGCUCAUGGAGACCCUCAGGUCAGAGGUGCUGCAGCGGUUUUGUGUGGCGCCGUUAUCCACUCCGCUCUCACCAAGACACGUUACAACAUCCACGCCUGGAUGACCAGCGUCCACGCCUCUACAGGUAACCCGUUGUCCCUGGUGGAUCUAGUUCCUGUACUACAGAACACUCUAAAGGACGAGUCCUCUGUCACCUGUAAGAUGGCCUGCUCUGCAGUCAGGCACUGCAUCAUGACUCUUUGUAGCAGUACUCUGAGUGAGUUGGGUCUGCAUCUCCUGGUUGACCUGCUGACCUUAAAGGACUGUUCCUAUUGGCUGGUCAGGACGGAACUCCUGGACACUCUGGCAGAGAUAGAUUUCCGGUUGGUGAACUUCCUGGAGAAGAGAACAGAGAGUUUACACAAAGGAGAGCAUCACUACACUGGGUUGCUAAGGUUACAGGAGAGAGUGUUGAAUGGCGUUGUGAUUCAUUUGUUGGGAGACGAAGACCCUCGAGUACGACACAUAGCCGCUGCUACUGUCAGCAGGCUGGUCAGUGUGUUGUUCUAUGAGUGUGACCAGGGUCAGGCUGACCCGGUGGUGGCUAUAGCCAGAGACCAGAGCUCUGUGUAUCUGCAGUUACUGAUGCAUGAGACGCUACCACCUUCACACUUUACUGUCUCUACCAUCACCAGGACGUAUCGUGGUUAUAACCUGUCUCAGGGAGUGUCAGACGUCACUGUGGAGAAUAACUUGUCAAGAGUCGUCUCUGCCGUGUCCCACGCUCUCACCUCCUCUACGUCACGGGCCCUCACUUUUGGCUGCUGUGAGGCGCUGCAUCUUCUGACCACCACCUACCCAGCAUGCACCUGGAGUACGGGCUGGCACUGUGGUUACGUCAGCUCCACCGUCACACACCCCAACCGAUCCAACCUCAACCGCUCCCGGGCACGCUCACACAGCCUCUCCCAGCCCGGCUCAGGUCCGUUAGAGGAAGGGAGGAGGAGUCUAACAGUAGGGAUGGCUAACAUGAUGAUGUCUCUACUGUCCUCUGCCUGGUUUCCUCUGGACCUCUCUGCUCACCAAGAUGCUCUGCUGCUGGCCGGGAACCUGCUCGCUGCGACGGCUCCACAGUGCAUGUGUAGUCCCUGGGCUGGGGAGGAGGAGGGAGGGCCGGUCCCCGGUAAGACAGAGGAGCCCUGGGCAGCGGUGGGGGAGCGCCCCCUGGUGGUCCUGGUGGAACAACUCUUCUCUCACAUCCUCAAGAUACUCAACAUCUGUGCCCACGUGCUGGACGACACGCCGCCCGGACCCGUCGUCAAGGCCACCCUGCCGUCCCUAGCCAACGCUCCCUCCCUCAGCCCCAUCAGAAGGAAAGGCAAGGAGGUCGCAGAGCCAAGCAACAUUCCCAUGAGCCCUAAGAAAGGCAGCGAGACCAACACUGGCAGGCCAGCGGACAGCUCGGGGUCCACGGCUAACGUCAACAAGUCCACAACCCUGGGAAGCUUCUAUCAUCUCCCCACCUACCUCAAACUGUACGACGUCCUCAAAGCUACACACACCAACUAUAAGGUUACGUUGGACCUCCACAGCACCAACGAGAAGUUCGGAGGGUUCCUGCGUUCUACGCUGGACGUCCUGUCUCAGCUGCUAGAGAUGGCCACGCUACACGACAUCGGAAAGUGUGUGGAAGAGGUCCUCAGCUAUCUGAAACUCUGCUUCUCCAGGGAACCUCUGAUGGCCACGGUCUGUGUUCAACAGUUAUUGAAGACGCUGUUUGGUACCAACCUCGCCUCCCAGUACGAGGGGGCCCAGGGCGGUCCGAGUCGCUCCCAGGGGAAGGCUCUCCGUCUGGGCUCGUCCAGCCUGACACCUGGCCUCUAUCACUACUGCUUCAUGGCUCCCUACACACACUUCACCCAGGCCCUGGCCGACGCCAGCCUCAGGAACAUGGUGCAGGCUGAGCAGGAGCAGGACGCGUCUGGGUGGUUUGAUGUAAUGCAGAAGGUGUCCAACCAGCUGAGAUCCAGUAUCACCAACGUGACCAAACAGAGAGGAGACAAGAAUGCCAUCCACAACCACAUUCGUCUGUUUGAACCUCUAGUGAUCAAGGCUCUGAAACUGUACACCACCUCCACCUCUGUGGCGCUGCAGAGACAGGUCCUAGACCUGCUGGCGCAGCUGGUACAGCUACGAGUCAACUACUGUCUGCUGGACUCAGACCAGGUGUUCAUAGGUUUUGUAUUGAAGCAGUUUGAGUACAUUGAGGUGGGACAGUUCAGAGAUUCGGAGGCGAUCGUCCCCAACAUAUUCUUCUUCCUGGUUCUGUUGUCGUACGAGCGGUACCACUCCAAACAGAUCAUCAGCAUCCCGAAGAUCAUUCAACUGUGUGAUGGCAUCAUGGCUAGUGGGAGGAAGGCUGUCACCCAUGCCAUCCCAGCCCUGCAGCCUAUAGUCCAUGACCUGUUUGUUCUGAGGGGCUCCAACAAGGCUGACGCUGGGAAGGAGCUGGACACCCAGAAAGAGGUGGUGGUCUCCAUGCUGCUGAGACUCAUACAGUACCACCAGGUGCUGGAGAUGUUCAUCCUGGUCCUCCAGCAGUGUCACAAGGAGAACGAGGACAAGUGGAAGAGACUGUCCAGACAGAUCGCUGACAUCAUACUGCCCAUGAUAGGAAAACAACAGAUGCACCUGGACUCCCCUGAGGCUCUGGGAGUGUUGAACACUCUGUUUGAGACGGUCGCUCCCUCCUCUCUCCGCCCGGUUGAUAUGCUGCUGAAGGGAAUGUUCACCACACCUGCUACCAUGGCUAAUGUUAACACAGUUCAGCUGUGGGUGUCAGGUGUCUUGGCUGUCCUCAGAGUCCUCAUCUCUCAGUCCACUGAAGACAUAAUCCUCUCACGUGUCCACGAGCUCUCCCUCUCUCCUCCCUCCCUCUCUCCUCCCUCCCUCUCUCCUCUCCUCCUCUCCUGUCCCACCAUCCGACAUCUCCGCGACGACGGCAGCCUCUCGUCGCCACCGCCUCUGGCGCCCCCGGCGACUGUCGCCCCCGACAACCAGGAGGCCAACGGAGAGCGGGUGCUGCCGGAGGAGACGUUUGCCAGGUUCCUACUCCAGCUCGUAGGAGUGAUGUUAGAUGACAUCUCGACCAGACAGGUGAAGGUUGACAUGACCGAACAGCAACACACGUUCUACUGUCAACAGCUGGGGACUCUGCUUAUGUGUCUCAUACACAUCUUCAAGAGUGGCAUGUUCCGUAGGAUCACGGCAGCAGCCACUCGUCUCCUGAAGGGUGAGGCUGUUCUGGGUGCAGGUCCAGGUGUCUUCUCCCUAGAGGGUCUUAAUGCCAUGGUGGGCUGCCUGGUGACCACACACCCCUCUCUGGUUCUACUCUGGUGCCAAGUCCUCCUCAUCAUCAACUACACCAACUACAGCUGGUGGACAGAGGUCCACCAGACACCCAGGAGACAGAGUCUGUCCUGUACCAAGCUGCUGAGCCCUCAUUCAUCAGGAGGGGUGGAGGAGGAGAGACCAGAGGCCAGGCUGGCCAUGUGUAACAGAGAGAUCGUACGCAGGGGAGGACUCAUUCUCUUCUGUGACUACGUGUGUCAGAACCUGCACGACUCGGAGCACCUGACCUGGCUGAUCGUCAACCACGUCCGUGACCUCAUCGACCUUUCCCAUGAGCCUCCGGUGCAGGACUUCAUCAGUGCAGUGCACCGCAACUCGGCCGCCUCCGGACUGUUCAUACAGGCUAUACAGUCACGCUGUGACCACCUCUCUACUCCCACCAUGUUGAAGAAGACUCUCCAGUGUCUAGAAGGGAUCCACCUGUCCCAGUCUGGUUCUCUGUUGAUGCUCUACGUGGACAAACUACUGAACACUCCAUUCAGAGUCCUGGCUCGUAUGGUUGAUACUCUGGCCUGCAGGAGGGUGGAAAUGCUGCUCGCUGAAACACUACAGAACUGUUUAGUCCAGCUGCCGGUGGAGGAACUGGACAGAAUCCAGGAAUACCUUCAGAUCAGUGGACUAGCUCAACGGCACCAGAGGUUCUACUCCCUGCUGGACAGGUUCCGAGCCACCGUUGCCGAGGACACCAGCAGCCCCUCCCCUCCUGUGACAUCACACCCCCUGGAUGGGGAACCGCCACCUGCCCCUGAACUAGUCAAGGCUGACAAGGAGUGGUAUGUUGCCUUGGUGAUGUCCCAGUGUUGUCUCCGUGGUGACGGGUCGUUCCUGGAGACAACGGAACUCCUGACCAAACUACCUCCUGACGACCUCUCUACCAUCAUGACCUGCAAGGACUUCAACCUGUCUCUCCUCUGUCCGUGUCUGAGUCUGGGGGUUCAGAGGUUAACCCGGGGUCAGGGGUCGUUGCUAUUGGAGACGGCCCUGGCCGUGACCCUGGAUCAUCUGAGCGUGGUCACACAGCUACUUCCUGUUCCACACCGUUCCUUCCUGCCGCCGGCCAAACCUGACCCGGCCGAGCCCUACUGGGACAGACUGGCUGUCGUCUAUGGUGAGCCUGGACUCUACCCGCGGGUGAUGUCUCUGUGUAGAGCGCUGUCUCAGUAUCUGCUGUGCGUGGGUCAGCUUCCUUCCCCUCUGCAAAUCCCUGAAGACAAACAACAUCUCAUCACCACCUUCACCACCAUGGCUACCGAGUUGGUGGUCUGGCGUGUUCUCCAGGACCGUGUUCCUCUGAGUGUUGACCUGCAGGGGGCUCUGUCCUGUCUGUGUCUGGCCCUGCAACAACCCUGUGUCUGGAACACACUGUCUACAGCCCCGUACAAAACACACACCUGCUCCGUCAUACACUGUCUACGACUCCUCAUCACUGCAGUGGCAGUAGGUCCCGGUGACCAUCUGUUACAUCCAGGGAGGAAGAGAACCACCGGGUCAGAUGGUGAUUCAGACCAGGUCCACUCUCCAAACACUGACAACGUGUGUGAGCGACGGUCGUGUGAGAUCAUGGCUGAGCUGGUGGAAGGUCUCCAGAGCGUUCUGUCUCUGGGUCACCAUAGAAACAGCGGAAUCCCAGCCUUCCUCACGCCGAUGCUCCGAAACAUCAUCAUCAGUCUUUCCAGACUACCGCUGGUCAACAGUUACACUAGAGUCCCCCCCCUGGUGUGGAAGCUGGGCUGGUCCCCUCGGCCGGGGGGGGAGUUCGGCACCACCCUUCCUGAGAUCCCUGUGGAGUUCCUGCAGGAGAAGGACGUGUUCAGGGAGUUUCUCUAUCGCAUCAACACACUGGGCUGGAGCAGUAGGACCCAGUUUGAAGAGACCUGGGCCACACUGCUGGGAGUUCUGGUCACUCAACCCAUCUCAAUGGACCAGGAGGAGGAGAGGGAACAGGAGGAGGACUUGGAGCGUACCCAGUUGAAUGUGUUAGCGGUCCAGGCCAUCACGUCCCUGGUUCUGAGCUCCAUGACUCUCCCUACUGCCGGAAACCCUACUGUCUCCUGUCUGGAACAACAGCCGAGAAACAAGACCCUUAAAGUCCUGGACACACGGUUUGGCAGGAAGUUGUCAGUGAUCAGAGGAGCCGUGGAGAGAGAGAUCCAGGCCAUGGUGUCGAAGAGAGACAACGUACACACACACCACCCCUACCACACCUGGGAUCCUGUCCCCUCCCUGUCUGCUGUCUCACCAGGUACACUGAUCAGCCAUGAGAAACUCCUGCUGCAGAUCAACACAGAGAGAGAGAUGGGAAACAUGGACUACAAACUGGGACAGGUGUCCAUCCACUCUGUGUGGCUGGGGAACAACAUUACCCCUCUGAGAGAGGAAGAGUGGGGUGAGGAUGAGGAAGAUGAGACUGAUACUCCGGCCCCCGCCUCUCUUCCUACCUCUCCUAUCAACUCCAGGAAGCAUCGUGCAGGUGUCGACAUCCACUCCUGUUCUCAGUUCCUAUUGGAGCUCUACAGCCAGUGGCUCCUCCCCGGUUCCCCUAGCAACAGACGCACCCCUGUUGUGCUCAUCAGCGAGGUGGUCCGAUCGUUGUUGGCGGUCUCUGACCUGUUCACGGAGCGUAACCAGUUUGACAUGAUGUUCACCACCCUGAUGGAGCUGCAGAAGAGCCAUCCUGCUGAAGAUGAGAUAAUGAACCAGUACCUGGUACCAGCUCUCUGCAAGGCUGCCGCUGUCCUGGGCAUGGACAAGGCGACCUCUGAACCUGUGUGUCGGGUGUUGGAGCUGACCCUGCACAGCACCCACCUCCCCAGCCGGAUGGGAGCGCUGCACGGCCUGCUGUAUGUACUGGAGUGUGACCUGCUGGACGACACCGUGAAACAGCUGGUACCUGCCGUCUCCGACUACAUCCUGAGUAACCUACGGGCCAUAGCACACUGUGUGAACCUGCACAACCAGCAGCAUGUCUUGGUGAUGUGUGCUGUGGCCUUUUACAUGAUGGAGAACUACCCUCUGGAUGUAGGAGCCGAGUUUACUGCUGGGGUUAUACAGAUGUGUGGUGUGAUGGUAUCAGCCAGUGAAGACUCCACCCCCUCAGUGAUCUACCACUGUGUGUUGCGUGGGUUGGAGCGCCUCCUGCUGUCGGAGCAGCUGUCUCGUAUGGACGGAGAGGCACUGGUUAAACUGAGUGUCGACAGGGUUAACAUGCCAAGCCCUCACAGAGCCAUGUCUGCACUGGGACUCAUGCUCACCUGCAUGUACACAGCGGUGCGUACCUCAGUGUCGACAGCAGAGUCAGCGUUGGGGUCAGAGGUGAUGGGGUCAGAGGUUAGAGGUCAGGGGUCAGAGGUGACCUCGGGUCCUGUUGCUUUCUCCUCAGGCAAGGAGAAGGCCAGCCCUGGUCGCCCGGCCGGCGCUGUCGACCCUCAGGCCCCCGACAGCGAGUCUGUCAUCGUUGCCAUGGAGAGGGUCUCCGUGCUCUUCGACAGGGUCCGUAAGGGUUUACCCAGCGAGGCGCGGGUGGUGGCCAGGAUUCUUCCUCAGUUCCUGGACGACUUCUUCCCUCCGCAGGACGUCAUGAACAAGGUCAUCGGAGAGUUCCUGUCCAAUCAGCAGCCGUACCCACAGUUCAUGGCUACUGUGGUCUACAAGGUGUUCCAGACCCUCCAUGCUACAGGUCAGUCCAGUAUGGUGACAGACUGGGUGUUACUGUCUCUGUCGAACUUCACCCAGAGAACCCCAGUUGCCAUGGCCACGUGGAGUCUGUCUUGCUUCUUCAUCUCUGCCUCCACCUCCCAGUGGGUCUCUGCCCUCCUGCCCCAUGUCACCAGCCGAAUGGGGAAGAGUGAGGUGGUGGACAUCAGCUUGUUCUGUCUGGUAGCCCUGGACUUCUACAGACACCAGCUGGACGAGGAGUUGGACCGCAGAGCCUUCCAGUCGGUCUUCCAGACCGUGGCCUCGCCUGGCAACACCUACCAGCAACUACUGGACUGUCUGCAGAGUAUCCACCAAGACACAUCGCUCUGAGAGAGAGGG
Molecule: messenger RNA, 9908 nt
Organism: Oncorhynchus masou masou (cherry salmon)
Lineage: Eukaryota; Metazoa; Chordata; Actinopteri; Salmoniformes; Salmonidae
Product: huntingtin-like
Cellular component (GO): nucleus; cytoplasm
Source: RefSeq, a predicted model, not a curated record